Molecule: messenger RNA, 7587 nt
Organism: Rhopilema esculentum
Lineage: Eukaryota; Metazoa; Cnidaria; Scyphozoa; Rhizostomeae; Rhizostomatidae
Product: HEAT repeat-containing protein 1
Biological process (GO): maturation of SSU-rRNA from tricistronic rRNA transcript (SSU-rRNA, 5.8S rRNA, LSU-rRNA); positive regulation of transcription by RNA polymerase I
Cellular component (GO): small-subunit processome; t-UTP complex; 90S preribosome
Molecular function (GO): snoRNA binding
Source: RefSeq, a predicted model, not a curated record
AGAAUUCAGAACCACAUGGCCUAGGAUUCCAAAGCGUAGAGUCAGGAAUCGACAUCUGAAAUUGAUACUGGGAAAGUUUUGAAUUGUGGCUCAAAAUGACGUCUCUUUCGAGGCAGUUAGAAAAUCUUCAGAUUCCAGAUGCUUUGCUUGCUUACAACUUGCAAAAUAAACGUGCCUCAAUAUUAUUUGAAGCGCAAGAAGCUGCUGAUAUAGACAUCGAUACAAUUUUUUCCAUCGGGAACACAGGACUGGAAGAGCUCCAAAAUAUCGACCCUGAGUUUUUGAAAUUCGAGAAAACCCUGUUCAGCGAAACUGCAAAAUCGAUUGAAAGAACACAACAGCCUAAAGAGUUUAAUGAUAGAUUAGACAAGAAAUUAAGCGAAUUUCUUGUCUGUGUUUCACCAUAUAUAUUGACGAAACCGGCACAGCAGGCUCUUGAAUGGUUGGUGAGACGUUUUCGCAUCCAUGUCUUCAAUACGGAUUCGCUGAUGUCCUGUAUCUUGCCUUUUCACGAGACAAACCUUUUCUCUAGAGUGGUUAGCAUAAUAACUUUCAAUAAGGAGACUGAGAAAUGGCAAUGGCUGGCCUCAUGUCAAAAAGCUGGGACCCCGUUAUCCAAAUUGACCCUUAUACAGCACUGCUUGAGUGACAGUGCAUUUCUCACCUUCGUUUGCGAAAUGAUCCCAAAAGCAAUUGGCCUCAGACAGGGUAAAUCAAUGGAGAAAUUGAAAACACUUUUUUCGUUCUAUGCAAGUGUGUUACUCGGUGUUGCAGAGUCUGCGCCAAACUUAAACGAAUCAAGGGUUGGGAAGAUUCUGCCUUACUUGUACCAGGGGCUGAAAUCUGACAUUGAAGACUACAAAGUAUCAUCAUACAUGGUGCUGUCACAAGUAUGCUUGAUGAAGACUUUCAAAGAACAGACAAUUGUUCCUUUUGUUGAUCUUAUAUGCAAGUCUUUGUCUGCUGACACAAUGAAGCUUGGAAUCAUAACCUUAGAGUGUAUCUAUAGAAGGCACAAAGGACAACUUCCUAACAAGGCUUUAAGAAGACUUUGUGAAACUAAAGGAGCAAUAUCCUUGAUAAGUGAGCUUGCUGAGCAGAAUUCUUUGCCAUGCCUCCUUUCCAUUCUUCUAGUUGGGAUUGUUAAUCUGGCAUUGAUAUCAUCACAAUCUGAUGAGUCAGCAACAGAAAAAUCCAGUGACUUCAUCUCAGUCUUUACAACACUAUUUCAAGUGUCAAAAUUAGAAGGAAAUUCAUUGAAGUACAUACUGAGGAGGUUUUUUGAGCAGUAUAUAAAGCUAAGAAAAGUGUCUUCUGAUCCUGGAAAUCUUUUAAAGCUUGGCAAAAAACUUAUGCAGUCCUUUGAGAAACGGUAUCCCGCAGAGACAGACUCUGUUGUCAAGGAUUUUAUUUCUCAAAACUCAGAAACAGAAUUGCUUCAAGAACUGUUUCUGGCAGGAGGCGCCUCUUCAAAGUAUAAAGUCAUCCCAGGUACAGAAACGCUUCUGAUUGUCAAUCUUAAUCACCCAGAACCUGUAAGGCGCAAGAUGGCUGUUCAAGAAGUGAUAAGAAAUUUGAAAUCUGAGGAUGAGAGCGUUGAAGGCAGAGAAUUCAUGCAGAGUGCUUUGGUCCAAAGGCUGAACGACGAUGAUGAUUCUGUUUUUAUGGAAAUCUUGAAAGCAGGUUCCUGUCUCCUUAAGGUCGUUGAAGAAGCUACCUUGCUGGAUUUGUUUCUUAGGAAACUCAAAGCUGCUCCUUUUCAAGAGAGAUUACCCUUGGCUGCAAAUAUCGUGGAGAUUUUUAGAGAACACAAAUUUUCAGUCGAUUCUGAUCAAGUAUCAACACAGCUAAUCUACUGCUUAAUUCCAAGUUUGUUGCCUUCUAUAAGUUUUGCAAAGGAACAAUUAUCGAUUUACAAGAACCUUCUCGAAUCGGACUUCGGAUUGAAGAAUCCUUUUGUGUUAGGCAUCCGCACAGUUUUGCAGAAAACAGAUUUAAAAGACUUUCAGAAUUCCUCUGAAAACAAAAACCUUAUUGCUACCAUGUAUCUGAGCAUAUUGGAUGCAGUAUCAUCAUUGCUGACCGAGGAUAAUGAUAGGGAAUUUUGGAUCAAAUCUGCCCUUGAAGCUGCAGAUACGGGAAAAACAAAUUUUGUAUUUGAAGCUUUUCUGUAUGCCGUUCUAUUCACGUUGCUUGAUCAGCUGCCACAGGCGCAAGUUUAUGACUUUAUUUCAAAAUUUGAGGAUUUCAUACGAAAAACAGUAAGCUCAUUCACAACUGUGGAAGGAAAGGAGGGUUACACAAAAGCUUUGCGAGCACCCAAUGAUGUUAAGGCAACAUUCUCCGAGAUAAUCAACGCCGUUGCCAUCAAAAGCACUGCCAAAGAUAAAGCCAGAUUUACGCGGAUGAACGUAUUUUGUUUGUUCCUGAGGAAGAUCUUACACAGAUUAAGCUCUCAAGACACAAUCACAGACGAAGUUAGUCAAUCUUCAGAGUUCCAUGUAAAGAUUUUUGAAAUGCUGGCUUCUGCGAGUGGCAAAGAGAAAAAAAGACGUCCUUAUGUGUUGGUUUUCAGAUCUUUGCUUCAGGAAUUUUUAAAGCUGCACUUCCCUUCGCCAAAAGCACUGUUGAAGUUCCUCUGUCAAAUAUUCAUGAUUCCAAAGUCCCUCAGUUGGUUGGUGGAUCGUAAUUGCGUUCUCGAUCGUGUUGAAGUUAUCGUCUGUGCCCUGCAUAUAUUCAAAGUUUGUAUGGAAACACUAGAGCAAGAUAUUGAGUCCAUGUUUUCCUUUGAUUCACAAGUUCUACCAACCCUGUUGUCGUUGUUGCAUCAUCCUCUAAAGGUUGUGCGAGAAGCUGCGAUUGGCUGCAUCCAAGCACUAAAUGACAACGACCGGAUUAAAUUAGACGAUGGGCUGAAGUAUUUGCUGAAGUUUACUGUAGGCAAUGACACUGAAAUUGUUGAAGACUCCCAGCAGAUUUGCCACGUGGUGGAGAAACUUUUCAAGCCCCUUAGCAGUAGCAGCACGGAUGUUGAGAUGCUCGAACCCAAAGAGCUUGAAGACAUGAGGCUUCUGACGAAAUAUUUCUCUAGUUUUAUCUGGCAUUCUAAUGUCCAUCUGCAGCUUGGAAUUGCCACAAUAACAUCGUCUGUGAUAUUUCAGGAAUUCUUGCUGCAUUUAACACCCGUCGUCGGAGAACUGAUAAAAGUCGCUCAAACCAAAGGUCUGACAGAAUACGAGCUUCAGCUCCUGAGAAUCUUGUUGAGAAAGUUCACUCCUGCAGUUGUUGAUGUAUUCGAAAAGUUUCCCGCAUCGUUAAGAGUUUUUAAAACUGCACUGACCCUCGGAAGCGCUUGCCCUGGUACCAUCUUGACUAUCCAAGAAGAAUGUCUCAAGCAAGUAACAGUACCCCUCUUCGAAGCCAUCACCUCAAGUAAGAUACAGAACGAAAUAUUUGAAACACUGCUGACGUCAUUUGUAAACAGCAGCAGCACGUCUGUUUCCAAGGUGAUCCAAGCGAAGCUUGUGGAGCUGCCAAUAAGUGCCGAAGACAUUGCUGAUCAGAUAACAGGUUUCAAGGAACAUCUACAAGGGCCGCAGCCAAGCAAAUCAAAGAAGGCUCGAAGGACGACAAAAUCCUUUACAAAUGAAGAUGAUAGCUCCCUAACAGAUUCUCCUCAUUGGAACAAAGUCGUUAUCCUUCUUGAAGUCAUUCAGCUAAAAUCAAACUUGGAGUUCAAUGAGAAACUGGUUGUUUCCAUCUUUGAAAUGCUUUCACUAUGCUUGGAGGUAAAUACCACAAGCCAGCCAUCAAUAGAGUACAUGAAACAACUUCUACUUGGUGCAAUUUGCCGAGGCGUCGAACAGAUUAUUGAAUCAGGCUCACGAGACAUUCUCCAUCAAGAUAAAUUCAGUGUGGCGAAAAUCAUUGAGUGUUUCCGAACAUCAGAAAAUCCCCAAACACAUCAUCAAGCAUUGUUGGUUCUCGGAAAAGCUGCCAGCUUGUUUCCGGACUUGGUUUUGCAUAACGUAAUGUCAAUUUUCACUUUCAUGGGUGCAAACGUUUUACGGCAGGAUGAUAGCUACAGUUUUGAGAUCAUCAAAAGAACAAUAGACUCCGUCAUACCAACUUUAGUGUCGACAGAUGAAGAUGUUUCAAGCUCAAGCAAAGAUGUUUACAAACCAAAAGUUAAUGAUAUUGUCAAGCUAGUGGUCCGGGUUUUUGUAGACGCUGUUCCGUACAUUCCAGAGCAUCGUAGAAUUAUCUUACUGCAUCAUCUGACACACGUCUUGGGUUCUGAGAGACAUCUCUAUGUUGUUGUUGCUAUUCUUCUUGAAAAAAUGUUCCUUAAAGCUGAGAAACAAAGUGAUAGUGAGCAAACUACAGAGGAGAUGUCUUUAUCCCCCGAAUUCUGCUUUCUACUAGUGAAGAACUUUUCGUUGCAAGAGCAGGCAGUAACAAUUGCAAAUCUUAUCGAGUUCCUCUCUUCACUGCCAGAUGAUCAACAGCAAGAGAGCCAGUCAAGGCGAGUGACUAGAGGGGUGCAGCAGAAAACUGAAGAGUUGGUCCCGCUUUUUGACACAAAGAAACACACUACACAAGAGAUACGGCAAUAUAAAAAUCACUGUUUAGAGCUUGUGUCUCAGAUGCUGUCAAGUAGAGAUUUUGACAUUACGGUCACUAGGCAUCUCACUUUACCGAUACUGAAAGAACUUUACCUAAGGUUGGUUGAAGAAAUCUUACAGUUUGUUUGUGCAAUCAGCAUAAAGGCUGAAAAUGAUACCAAAUCAUCUUCAACGAAAUAUUGGAAAGCUAUGAUGUUAAAAGGGAGUGAAUUAGUUCAAAAGGUGUACAGGCUUCUAGAGUUUGACAUUUUUGCUCAUGUAACAAGCCUGCUAAUGCAGAAUGAGAAUCCAGCUAUACGAAAGAAAGCCAUUGAACUCACAGCUGAACAUCUGAAGGAAGCAAAAGAGCUUAGCCGUCACCAGAAAAUGGCGUUGAUUGAUAUUGCAACAAGCCUUGUUAACUUGGCCAACACCGACUCACCUGAACUUCCAGCCAUUAAGCAUGCGGCAUUGCAAGUAUUGAGGUUAAUUGUUCAGUUGUUGGGCAAGGAGUUUGCUGAAGAACUGAGAUGUGCUGUUCCGGUCACAAUUGCUGUCAUAUUAGCAUCUGAUGGGAAUCCACAGAUCACUGCGAGUGCCUUUGCCUGUAUUGGAGAGCUCUCCUCCUGUCUCAGUUUUGAAUUCAUCGAAUUUCUACCAAAGUUGAUGCCACCAUUGCUACAGCUACUCACUAAAGGGAAGGACUCUCUACUUCUCAAUGCAUUUACAGCUUUGCAGAAGAUCCUUGAAUCCUUGUCAAAGUUUAUGAGUCCAUACCUUGGUGAAAUCUUAAGUUUAAUUACCAAAGCUGGGCCGGAUGAUAACGAACAAGUCAGUAAAUCAUCUACCAAAAAGCAAAUUAGAUCCAAAAUUGCCUUGAUAUCCCAAACAGUAUCAACAUCGGUUACACCAAGAGUCCUGCUCCCAGCUUUGGACGCUUGCUUUGAUCAAGUCGCACAAUCUGAUGAGCACUCGUUGUCGUUGCUCAUGGAUAUUGCACAAGAUGCUAUUGAAUCGAUGCCACGAGACAGGAUCAAGACACAUCAUUUGAAGCUUUUAGCCUUUUUCUUAAAGGCUCUUGAUGUUCGUAGACUACUGUCAAGGAAACCAGAAAAGCAAAUCAAUAUUGAAGAGGAGAAAAUCAUUACAGCUUUUUGCUCUUUGGUAAUGCGACUCUCAGAGAACAUUUUCAGACCAAUGUUUCUCAAGAUUUUCAGUUGGGCAACAGCUGAUGAAGAAAAUUUAACAAGGUUGAUAACAUUUUAUCGACUUAGUGGAGCAAUUGCUGGAAAGCUGAAAGGCCUGUUCCUACUGUUUGCUGGCCAUAUCACAAAGCCCUGUGCAGAGCUUGUUGCUAAAUGUAAUACGAAUUCUGAAGAUUCAACUUUAAUUGAAGAAGGAAACGAAGAGACCAUAAAUUUGCUGCUUAUUCAUAUAUUUGAUUGUUUGCAAAAGUGUUUCUUGCAUGACUCUCAAGGAUUCGUUAACAAGGAGAGAUUUGAGUAUCUCAUGAUGCCCCUUGUUGAUCAGAUUGACAAUGAAAUAGGAGAGGAGCCAGUCUACAAUGAUCGUGUGAUCAACCACCUUAUUCCUUGUUUGGCCUCAUUUGCUGUCGCAGUAAAUGAGGAGUCAUGCUGGAAGACAUUGAACUAUCAAGUCCUUCUGAAAACAAGGCAUCAGUCCACACAGGUACGCUUUGCCACAUUAAAGCUUCUAGAAGAAAUCCACAAACAAAUUGGAGAGAGUUAUUUGAUUUUACUUCCAGAAACAAUCCCAUUCCUUGCAGAGCUAAUGGAAGAUGAGUCUUUUGAGGUGGAGAAGCAGUGUCAACACGUGAUUAGUCACAUGGAAGAAAUACUUGGAGAAUCCCUACAGAAGUAUUUUUAGAGCAACAAUCACUCUGUUAUUCAAUUAUAUAUUUGGUUUGGUUAAUAAAUGCAGAAAACAUAUUUUGUUUUCUUCCUAUUGCUUUCAAAUGGAUUUUCUUCAUUUUUAAAAACUCUUAUUUUGGGUUUCAAUGACUACAAAAUUUCUAUGGUUGUUUUCUUUUAAAUCUAUUAGCAUUCUGACAGACUCCAAACAUAAAAUUUUAUGAGAAUUCUGUUGAAAUAUCUUUCUGUUCUUUAUGGGAACAGGGCUGGCCCCAAUCUAUCUAAGAGGGUUAGUUCAUCUGUAGUCAUAUCUCUUAAGCUAACUCAAGUCAACCUGCCUUGCAAGGGAACCCUUCUUGAGGGUAGGGCUGGCCUGUUGAGAAUUUUUAGGAAAUUUUCUCAUGUGAAGUCGGGUUUCCUUAGCCAGGUGUUGUGUAAACAUAUUUUUAGCUACCCAACCCAGGUUACCUUUUUAGCAUCAAAACUAAUGCAUAAGCUUUUUCGCACAAAUUGAAAAACACACAAACAAUUGUGUUGAAGAGAAUCAGCAAGACAUUCUGCUGGAACAGAGGCAAUGGAGUGGAGCUAUGAAAUGGGCCAAAAUCCAGUUUUUUAUUGAAGGAGCAUAUAGAUUAUAAGAAUUUUAAUUAAAUACAGAUGUUGUUGCUCUUUACAUACAAAUUUGCAUUGGAAUGGGAAGACAAUUUCACAAUUUUUUUGGUCCUGUAUUGCUGAGUGUGCCAGUUACAUUACUCUAAAGAAAUGAUGGAGGAAAAAUUAAAAGCAUCCAACAUCAGUUUAUCCGAUAAAAAGUGAGGCCAGCCCUCCCCAGAAAUUAGCUGAUUUGGGUUCCUUUAAAUGUAAUUUUUAAUGAAAACAUGUUAACCUAGCCUUGGCUUGUGUAAAAGACCCCUUUAAAAUAUAUUUCAGAAUUCAUUGCAUAAAAAGUCCACAACAUUCUGGAGUCAAGCUUGGCCAAUACUUCUUUUACAUAAUUGCUAUUGAUGUCUUGGUGAUUAAUAAAUGUAGGUGUGUUUCCAUCACUGUACUCUUGGCCUGCCACCCCAAAACUUGUCAACUCCAAAGCAUUUUAACAGCUGGUAAACAAAUAA